Agrilus planipennis (emerald ash borer) is the source of this 2619-nucleotide messenger RNA. RefSeq names its product SET domain-containing protein SmydA-8-like. Gene Ontology annotation, molecular function: protein binding. The coding region runs from base 114 to 1823 and encodes 569 amino acids. The transcript has 7 exons. Lineage: Eukaryota; Metazoa; Arthropoda; Insecta; Coleoptera; Buprestidae. The record is from RefSeq and is a predicted model, not a curated record.
AUUAUGUGCGCGAUCGCCGCAAUUUCCUUUUCGUAAGGCAAAGUUUAAGCAUGAUACUUACCUGCUAAUUUCCUUUUACCUUUUCCUUUUUUCCUUCGAUAAUUUUCGAAAAUAUGGCUGAAAGUGAAAAAACUUGCGCGGAAUGUAACGAACCCGCUGAAUUAAUGUGUUCUGCCUGUAAAUUAGUGUCAUAUUGCAGUAAAGAACAUCAAAAAGAACAUUGGAAAACUCAUAAAUCACUUUGUAAACCUUUUGAGAUCCAAACGACCUCAGACAAAGGGAAAUGCUUAGUGGCCACAAGAGACUUGUCUCCAAACGAUCAAAUUAUUUGCGAUUAUCCGAUAGUUUUCGGACCACGUCCCCAUGUGGUGGAAGAAGGUCCCGUUCCAUGUCCCGGAUGCUGCAGAUUAAUAAUUGCUGAAUCGGCACCAAGAUGUGAAGGUUGCGACUGGCCAGUGUGUAACCCAAAUUGUCCAGGAUUAAAGGACGUAAACAAACACGCUCACGAAUGUUACAUUUUAGGUUUAAGGCCGACAAAAGCACAAAAGAAUUUGCACAACUUUUAUCGGCAAGAUGCUUUGCUGACUCUUCGAAUUUUACUCUUUCAAAAAAGGAACCAAAAGAAAUGGCAACAGAUAUUGGAAAUGGAAUCCCACAUGGAUAAGAGAGGAGAGGGUACCGAUACGUACAAACAUGUCCAAGAAAGGAUAGUAAAAUAUAUACAAGAAAACUUCGUCACACCGUUGAGAGAUAUCGGAAAACAAACGGGACAAGAACUUUUACUGGACGAUUCGGACGAGACAAUUCAAAAGAUUUGUGGAAUAAUAGACGUAAAUUCGAUGGAAAUAAAUCAAGAUGCGGAACUUUCAGCUCUGUAUCCCACCGCGUAUUUAAUGGAGCACAGUUGCAUCUGUAACACUUACCACGUCUUCGACGACGAAGACCAGAACUACAAGAUAACAGUUAGGGCAGCUUUACCGAUCAAGAAGGGGGACCACAUAACGACCAUGUACACUCAUGCCCUUUGGGGAACCCAAGCAAGGAGGGAACAUCUCAUGGAAACGAAAUAUUUUGAGUGCUCCUGUCCCAGAUGCAGCGAUCCAACAGAAUUGGGAACGUACCUUAGUGCCUUAAGAUGCUUAGGAACAGAAAAUGAACCCUGUGGAGGAACACAACUUCCAAUUGACCCCCUCGACUAUAAAACGGAAUGGGCUUGUGAUAAAUGUAAAGUGAAAGUUAAUAAUGCCGAGGUGGCAAUGUUGGUCAACCAAAUUGGAGAAGAAGUCGACCAGAUUCAGUUGAGCAAACCGACGGUCAAAGAAUUGAACGAAAUGCUUAAAAAAGUUUUAACAUUCUUACAUCCCCAUCAUUAUCACGUUUAUUCUUUGAAACACUCUUUGGUGCAGUUGUACGGGUAUCAGCAGGGAUACAUGCCGAACCAAAUAAGUGACGAACUUCUCCUCGAAAAGGCCGAAAUGUGCCGGGACUUGUUGGAGACAACCAGGAAGAUCGAUCCAGGAAAUUCUAGACUUUGCUUGUAUACAGCAGUUCUGCUCCACGAGUUGCAUUUGGCGAAUGUUUAUUAUAUAAAGCGGAAGUGGCAUACAGAAGACAAAGAAGUUUUGGCCAGGUUGUUUCGCGAGGCGAAAAGAUCGCUCGAGGACGCGAAAAAAGUUCUGGAACACGAAACGACUUGCGCUGCCGGGGAAAAACUUCGGCACUUGGUGGAAAGUUCGGAGAAAGACGCCAACAAAUGGAUCAAUAAUCAUUCAGAAGAAGUCAACGAAUUAUUGGAACAAAUAAAAGAAUCAUUGAACGUUUAAAAACACAAUUUAAUUAUGUAUGUAUUAUUAAUUGCUUACUACAUUUAUAACUAUGAAUAAAGGCGUACGUUUAGAAUUAUUGGUUUGUACAGAGCGUUUUGAAAAUGAUGUUCAAUUGAUAAAUAAAUGAUUUUCAUUUCCAACUACAUAGGUACAUACCUAGCUGGAACGGUCUAGUAUUUGAACUGAAGACCCUAUGUUGAUGAUGAAAGAACAAUUGGACAACAAAAUUGAUAAAUACAAUCCACCAACAACUACGCAGCGACACACGUUAUUGUACAAUAUACUCGAAUAUUUGGAUAAAUUCUGCGACAAAUUGGUGAAGACUUCCCCAGCCCGUAGGUGAACUAAUGAUCUCCUGAUUAAGGUCUAAAGGCCGUUGUCGGUUGGAGUUGCUUCCAAACGUUUCACUAGCAUGAGUGGCGGGCUUCUUCAGAGAUCGUUCCAUCUCCGAUGCUGGAUGUGAACUCUAAUCUACGACGGCCUUUAGACCCGAAUUAGGACAGCAUUAGUUUAGUUCUACAUUUUGGAUUAUCGUUAUGUGUAAACCAAACACAAAAAAGAGAGAGAGAUCUGAGAUCUGGUCACAUAUUUAUGUUUGCAUCUUCCUUCUAGUGAGACCCACCCAAAGUUGAACGUUAUCAAUGAUACACGUAAGUCCAUCUGCUGAUGGUGUAACCAUUGCUGGGUGGUUUAUCUACUAUGCCUUGUAGUCCAAAACGCUAUGUAUUGAUCAUCGAUCGAUAAAACAAAUUUGUACACUGGUAGAUAUGUAGAUAUUAUAUUUUUUCAAUAG